AUUACUACUAAUUAAUUAUCAUUUAGUUCCAAAAGUGAACGCACCGUCGUUUUCCUUUUUUGUCGCCCCCUAAUCCUCUCUAUCUUCUCUUUCAAUCAACACUAACACUGCCAAGCACCAGCGACAAAAUUUAUAUAACCAUUUAAAUCUGAAACCCUAGGAUUUCAUUUCGAAUUUGUGUUUUGUUCUGUUCUUUGUCUUCGCCAUGAUUUAACCUUACGAUUUUGAAUUUGAAUUUCUAAAUGGGUCUCUGUAUCUCCAAAGCCUCCGGGGACCUGAACUCUCCUAAAUCUGAUCCUGUUUCGGCCAAGGGAACCCCUGUUCCAGCUGAGAAUAAGCCUGUUUCCACUUCUGCUUCAGUGAACGGUGAAGUUGAUAACCCUAGUAAUGUCGAUGCGCAGAAUGGCACUGUUAGUGAAGGGAAAAAGUCUCCGUUUUUCCCGUUUUACAGUCCCAGUCCAGCUCAUUACUUCUUCUCUAAGAAGUCUUCGCCUGGGAGGUCUUCGGCUAAUUCCACGCCGAAGAGGUUUUUCAAGCGGCCUUUCCCUCCGCCGUCGCCUGCUAAACAUAUAAAAGCUGUGUUGGCACGACGGCACGGCUCGGUUAAGCCGAAUGAAGCGUCAAUUCCGGAAGGUACUGAAGACGAAGCUGCUGCGGGGCUCGAUAAAAGUUUCGGAUUCGCUAAGAAUUUUAUGAAUAAGUAUGAACUUGGAGAUGAAGUUGGCCGUGGACACUUCGGGUACACAUGUGCUGCUAAGUUUAAGAAGGGCGAGCUUAAAGGACAGCAAGUUGCUGUCAAGGUUAUACCUAAAGCCAAGAUGACGACUGAAAUUGCAAUUGAAGAUGUGAGAAGGGAGGUGAAAAUAUUGAGAGCUUUGACUGGACAUAACAAUCUUGUUAAAUUCUAUGAUGCAUAUGAAGACACUGAUAACGUCUACAUUGUGAUGGAGCUAUGUGAAGGCGGAGAGCUAUUAGAUAGAAUACUUUCGAGGGGUGGAAAAUACACAGAGGAUGAUGCGAAGGCAGUCAUGAUACAAAUAUUAAAUGUUGUUGCAUUUUGCCACCUUCAGGGUGUGGUGCACCGGGAUCUUAAACCUGAGAAUUUCUUGUUUACAUCGAAGGAUGAAAACUCGGUGCUGAAGGCCAUAGAUUUUGGCUUGUCAGAUUUUGUGAAGCCAGAUGAAAGACUUAAUGACAUUGUUGGUAGUGCCUACUAUGUGGCACCUGAAGUUCUGCAUAGAUCUUACAGUACAGAAGCUGAUGUGUGGAGUAUAGGUGUGAUUGCCUAUAUUUUGUUGUGUGGCAGCCGUCCUUUUUGGGCUCGAACUGAGUCAGGGAUCUUUCGGGCUGUUCUGAAAGCUGAUCCAAGUUUUGAUGAAACACCUUGGCCUUCUCUAUCUUCUGAGGCUAGAGAUUUUGUUAAACGCCUUCUAAAUAAAGACCCACGAAAAAGAUUAACUGCUGCUCAAGCUCUUAGUCAUCCCUGGAUAAAGAACUCCAAUGAUGUAAAAGUGCCUUUGGAUACACUAAUAUUCAAGCUGAUGAAGGCUUACAUGCGUUCAUCAACUCUUAGAAAAGCUGCUUUAAGGGCUCUCUCUAAAACAUUGACUAUGGAUGAACUAUUUUAUUUGAAGGAGCAGUUUGCAUUACUGGAACCAAACAAAAAUGGCGCUAUAAGCUUUGAAUCUAUUAGAGCGGCUUUAAUGAAAAAUUCUACAGAUGCAAUGAAGGAGUCACGAAUUCCUGAGUUUAUGACAUCCCUUAAUGCUCUUCAAUACAGAAGGAUGGACUUCGAGGAAUUUUGUGCAGCUGCGUUAAGUGUUCAUCAGCUAGAGGCUCUUGAUCGAUGGGAACAACAUUCUCGCUGUGCUUAUGAACUUUUUGAAAAAGAUGGAAACAGGGCAAUUGUCAUCGAGGAAUUACCUUCGGAACUUGGCCUUGGGCCUUCAGUCCCUGUUCAUGCUGUUCUCCAUGACUGGAUUAGGCACACUGAUGGAAAGCUGAGCUUCAUGGGGUUCGUCAAGUUGCUGCAUGGAGUGUCAAGCCGAUCCCUUGCAAAAGCUCAAUAGAAGUGUUGCACCCAACAUAGAAGCUAGAAGAAGCACUUUUUGCUGAAAAGCUGUAUUGGCCAAUAAAAAGAAAUAGUGAGCGGCCACAAUAUGCCUGAAAUGUGAAAAGUCUUAGUAGGCCUGAAAUUAAAUUUGAAGGGAUUUUCGUCAACAGCAAUCAUGGGCGAGUAGAUUUGGGUUGUGACUAAUAUGAUCUCAUCUCUAUCAGAGAGCUGUGCUGCAAACUUCAACGAUUGUAGCGAGGGCGGUGGCUACUUCAUGCUGUGAAGGUAGGCAAUUAUGUUUUCCACUGUAAAGCUGUAGUUAAAGUUUUCAAUUGCAGGUGAGAAUAUUUCUCAAA
Mangifera indica (mango) is the source of this 2409-nucleotide messenger RNA. Its product is annotated as CDPK-related kinase 5-like. Lineage: Eukaryota; Viridiplantae; Streptophyta; Magnoliopsida; Sapindales; Anacardiaceae. Bases 243 to 2069 code for a protein of 608 amino acids. The transcript is spliced from 11 exons. Gene Ontology annotation, cellular component: nucleus; cytoplasm. Gene Ontology annotation, molecular function: calcium ion binding; calcium/calmodulin-dependent protein kinase activity; calmodulin binding. The record is from RefSeq and is a predicted model, not a curated record. Gene Ontology annotation, biological process: protein autophosphorylation; peptidyl-serine phosphorylation; intracellular signal transduction.